This is a messenger RNA of Syngnathus acus (greater pipefish), 3033 nucleotides long. RefSeq names its product neuroligin 4 X-linked a (gene nlgn4xa). The transcript has 6 exons. Lineage: Eukaryota; Metazoa; Chordata; Actinopteri; Syngnathiformes; Syngnathidae. Gene Ontology annotation, biological process: postsynaptic membrane assembly; chemical synaptic transmission; presynaptic membrane assembly. Gene Ontology annotation, molecular function: neurexin family protein binding; signaling receptor activity. Gene Ontology annotation, cellular component: cell surface; postsynaptic specialization membrane; synapse. The record is from RefSeq and is a predicted model, not a curated record. Bases 176 to 2704 code for a protein of 842 amino acids.
CUGGGUGUUUGGACCUGAGCGACUCAGAGUGGCAAAUGCUAUGCAAGCCACGUUAUUUUACCAGGAUGCUGUCUCUCCCUUCCAGCUUUUAGCCUGAGGAAGAGGAGACAAGGGGCGUUGAGGAACCCAAGGGUGGACUUUAACCACUACAGACUUGGCUCAACACAGAAGAAGCAUGUCUGCUUGCAGAGGCUUUUCAUGGAUGUGUUCCAUCAUGGCUUUCCUGCAACUCUGGAUGGGAUUCGUGUCCAUCUGUGCAGUCGCAAUCCAGGGUCAACAGUACCCUGUAGUCACCACCAACUAUGGAAAGUUGCGGGGAGUGAAAGUCACGUUACCCAAUGAGAUCCUGGGACCAGUGGAACAAUAUUUGGGGAUCCCAUAUGCAUUGGCCCCAACAGGGGAACGGCGGUUUCAGGCACCAGAGCCCCCGAUGUCCUGGCCGGGCAUCAGGAAUGCUACUCAGUUUGCUCCCGUUUGUCCUCAGUUUUUGGAAGAUCGCUUCCUACACAACGACAUGCUCCCUGUGUGGUUCACGGCCAACCUGGAUACACUUGUAACCUAUGUCCAAGAGCAGAGCGAAGACUGCCUCUACCUAAACGUCUACGUGCCUACUGAGGACGGAGUGAACUAUCACAGAAAAGGUGCAGAUUUCAACAGUAAUGAUGGUGGAAGUGAUCAAGAUAUUCACGACGAGAACGGGUUGAAGCCGGUCAUGGUUUACAUACACGGCGGCUCCUUUAUGGAGGGAACUGGCAACAUGAUUGACGGCAGCAUCCUGGCGAGCUACGGCAACGUCAUUGUCAUCACAAUCAACUAUCGUCUCGGCGUUCUGGGCUUUCUGAGCACUGGAGACCAGGCGGCCAAGGGCAACUAUGGCCUGCUUGAUCAAAUUCAGGCUCUCAGGUGGAUCAAGGAAAACAUCCAGGCCUUCAAAGGAGACCCAAAACGAGUGACCAUUUUCGGCUCCGGUGCCGGGGCCUCGUGCGUCAGCCUGCUCACCCUCUCCCAUUACUCAGAAGAUAUGUUCCAGAAGGCGAUCAUACAGAGCGGCACGGCGCUUUCGAGCUGGGCAGUCAACUACCAGCCCGCUAAGUACACACGAGUCCUUGCCGAGAAGGUGGGCUGUAACGCGCUGGACACAUUAGACCUGGUGGAGUGCCUGCAGAACAAGAACUACAAGGAGCUGAUUGAGCAGUACGUGACGCCGGCAAAGUACCACAUUGCCUUCGGCCCCGUGAUUGACGGCGACGUGAUACCCGACGAUCCCCAAAUUCUCAUGGAGCAGGGCGAGUUCCUUAACUACGACAUUAUGCUGGGUGUCAAUCAAGGCGAGGGAUUCAAGUUUGUCGACGGCAUCGUGGACAGUGAGGAUGGCGUCUCCGCCAAUGAUUUUGACUUUGCUGUGUCUGACUUUGUGGACCAUCUGUAUGGCUACCCUGAGGGCAAGGACACCCUACGCGAGACAAUCAAGUUUAUGUACACCGACUGGGCGGACAAAGAGAAUCCAGAGAACCGGCGCAAGACCCUGGUGGCGCUGUUCACAGACCACCAGUGGGUGGCGCCAGCAGUGGCUACAGCUGAUCUCCAUGCCCAGUAUGGCUCCCCCACCUACUUUUAUGCUUUCUACCAUCACUGUCAGAGCGACAUGAAACCCAGCUGGGCCGACUCAGCCCACGGGGAUGAAGUACCGUAUGUCUUCGGGAUCCCGAUGAUUGGCCCGACGGAUCUCUUUAACUGCAAUUUCUCCAAAAACGAUGUGAUGCUGAGUGCAGUCGUCAUGACCUACUGGACUAACUUUGCCAAAACUGGGGACCCUAAUCAACCAGUCCCACAGGAUACAAAGUUCAUUCACACGAAGCCCAACAGGUUCGAGGAGGUAGCCUGGACCAAGUAUAACCCCAAAGACCAGCUCUACCUUCACAUUGGUCUCAAACCUCGGGUCCGUGACCACUACCGUGCCACCAAGGUUGCCUUCUGGCUGGAGCUGGUGCCUCAUCUUCACAACAUUAAUGAAUUCUUUCAGUACGUGUCAACCACCACUAAAAUACCUCCGCAAGACACCACACCGUACCCUUACACCAAACGCUUCCCGGGAAAAAACAAUUGGCCCUCUACCACUCGCUACCCGGGGGUGCCAUCCGGCAACACCAAGCACACCACGGACCAGCGCAAAAGCGACGACCUCAUUGACGAGUCGACCGUGUUGAUCGAGACCAAGCGGGACUACUCCACCGAGCUGAGCGUCACCAUCGCUGUAGGCGCCUCCCUCCUGUUCUUGAACAUCCUAGCCUUCGCGGCGCUAUACUACAAAAAAGACAAGCGGCGUGCCGAUUCAACCCGCCACAUCCCCACCCCGCAGCAUAACUCCACGCCGGUCAAUGCGCCCGCCGCCGCCAACGACGUGGCCCACCUGCAGAGUGAGGAGUUGAUGACACUGCAGAUGAAGCAGCAGCAAUUGGAGCACGAGCACCAGCGCGAGGCCAUGCAGGUCCACGACACGCUGCGCCUCGCCUGCCCACCCGACUACACCCUCACGUUGCGCCGUUCGCCCGACGACAUACCGCUGAUGACACCGAGCACCAUCACCAUGAUCCCUAACUCACUGGCUGGCAUGCAGCCUCUGCACAACUUCAAUACCGCUACUUUUGGGGGCAAUCAGAACAGUACCAACCUGCCACAUGGCCACUCCACCACACGGGUAUAGCUCUGUUGGGAUCAAACCAUAGUGGAUUCCCACGCAAACUGAUUUGACAAAGGCAAAUGGAAGCGAUGGACUACGUGAAGCACAGACUCCAACAUUUCAGAUAAAAGUUAUUUUGCUACGCUGCCUUCUUGACAAAGCAUAUAUAGGAGAAAUUGAUGUCUUUUUAACAAAGAAAAUAUGAAUUGUGAAUGUCACUGUAGUAAUAACGAUUUGGAGCUAAGCUUCAUGGAGUUUUAUCAAGAGAAGAACAAAGACAGCAAAUGACUGAGUUGCUACGUAUCGGAUAAAAAAAUAAAAUAGAAAAAAAAGCAAACUAAUGCAUUGCCACA